Molecule: messenger RNA, 1272 nt
Organism: Neurospora hispaniola
Lineage: Eukaryota; Fungi; Ascomycota; Sordariomycetes; Sordariales; Sordariaceae
Product: endoglucanase EG-1 precursor
Exons: 3
Coding region: 1-1272 (423 amino acids)
Biological process (GO): carbohydrate metabolic process
Molecular function (GO): hydrolase activity, hydrolyzing O-glycosyl compounds
Source: RefSeq, a predicted model, not a curated record
AUGUCACGAAGGAUUCUCUUGUCGGCCUUACUGGUCACCGCCGUGUCCGCUCAACAGCCAGGCAAACUGACACCCGAAGUUCAUCCCAAACUUCCAACAUGGGCGUGUACCGUCGCCGGCGGCUGUAUUCAGAAGGACACAUCCUUGGUCCUCGACUCUGACUACAGAUGGGUACACACGGACGACUACACCAACUGCAAGACCAACGGUCUCAACCCAGCCGUAUGUCCCGACGCCGAGACAUGUGCUGCCAACUGUAACCUCAAGGGCGUCGACUACACUGGAUCUGGGAUUCACACCAAUGGUAGCGAGCUUACCCUGAACCUCUUUGUCAACCGGACCGAUGGGACCACCAGUCUUGUCUCCCCGCGAGUCUACCUCCUUGCCAACGAGACGACCUACGACAUGUUCUCGCUCCUGGACAAAGAGUUUACAUUUGAUGUGGACGUCAGCAAGCUCCCAUGUGGCACCAAUGGAGCUCUUUACUUCAGUGAGAUGCUCGCCAACGGAGGCAAGAGCUCGCUGAACCCAGCCGGCGCAAGCUAUGGCACGGGCUACUGUGAUGCCCAGUGCCCUAGUCCAGCAUUCAUCAACGGCGAGGCCAACCUCGAAUCCUACGGCGCCUGCUGCAACGAAAUGGACAUCUGGGAAGCCAACUCCCGCGCCACCGCCUUUACUCCUCAUCCCUGCAACGUUACCGCGCUCUACAAGUGCUCCGGCGCUCUCUGCGGUCGUACCGACAAAUACCAAUCCGUCUGCGACAAGGACGGCUGCGACUACAACCCCUACCGCCUCGGUGACCACCCUUACUACGGUCGCGGCGAGGGCAACAAAGUCGACACCACGCGCCCUUUCACCGUGGUCACUCAGUUCUUCAGCAACACAACGAGCGCCGGGGAGAAGGAAUUGUCGGCCAUUAAGCGGCUGUACCUCCAGGAUGGCAAACUGAUCAGCACUUCCACCAUCGUCGUGCCUGGAUCUUUGGGAGUCAACGCGUUUGCCAACCAGGGCGGACUGCGACAGAUGGGCGAGGCGCUGCAUCGGGGCUUGGUUCUGGUUUUCAGCGUAUGGCAUGAUGCGGGAAGCGCGAUGAAGUGGUUGGAUGGGACGUUCCCUUCCGGUGCUGAUCCGGAGACACAGCCUGGGACAGAAAGGGGCCCGUGUCUGCCGGAGGAAGGGCAUGCAGAUGAUAUCCAGAGAGAUGCGAGCUGGACAGAGGUCAAGUUCAGUAAUGUGAAGAGUGGGGAGAUUGGGUCGACUUUCAAGGUUUGA